UCCUUCACUAUUUUAAUGUCAACCUGCUCCUUCUUCCUCGGCAGACAGGAGAGACAGUCAGAACAGAACGGCACCGCAGCGCUCAGAGAGAACACGGACAUCGAGUUGCUCUCUACAGAAACUACCCUUCACAUGGCCAGGCGGCCAAGACACAGUGUGUAUAGUAGUGAAGAAGAUGAGGAGGAUAUUGAGAUGUAUGAACACGACUACGAUGGACCGCUGGCCAAGGAAGCAAAACGCCAUCAAGGGAAAACACGCUGGACAAGAGAAGAGGAUGAGAAGUUGAAGAAGCUGGUAGAACAUCAUGGGUCCUCGGACUGGAAACUCAUCGCCAGCUUCCUACCUAACCGUACAGAUAUGCAGUGUCAGCACCGCUGGCAGAAGGUUCUCAACCCUGAACUCAUCAAAGGACCCUGGACCAAGGAGGAGGACCAGAGAGUGAUUGAACUAGUCCAGAAGUAUGGAGCCAAGCGUUGGUCCGUAAUCGCCAAGCACCUGAAGGGUCGGAUAGGGAAGCAGUGCAGAGAGCGCUGGCACAACCACCUGAACCCCGAGGUGAAGAAGACUUCCUGGACCGAGGAAGAGGAUCAGAUCAUCUACCAGGCCCACGAGAAACUGGGCAACCGCUGGGCCGAGAUCGCCAAACUGCUGCCUGGCAGGACUGAUAAUGCCAUUAAGAACCAUUGGAACUCUACGAUGCGUAGGAAGGUGGAGCAGGAGGGUUACCUUCAGCACUCCUCCCACUCCAUCGCCCCCAGUUACGCCAAGGCCAACCACCACAACGUGGGCUUCCAUCACCACUCCCCUCUCCCUCCCCUCUCCCUCCUCACGGGCACCUACCCUUAUAUUCCGGACCAUAGGGUUCCCUUUCCCCUAGCGCUGCACGUCAACAUCUUGAACAUUCCACAGCACGGAACAGCUGCUAUACAGAGACAUUAUAGUGAGGAGGACCCAGAGAAGGAGAAGAGGGUGAAGGAGAUUGAGCUGCUGCUGAUGUCAACAGAAAAUGAGCUGAGGGGACAGCCUGCACUACCUAUCAUUCCUUUCUCCAGCUGGGGGGGUCGUUCAGAGAGCCGAGGUCAUCACUACCAGGCCACCGCUCCAUGCCUCUUUGUAGAGAGCACCUCACAUAGCGGCAGCAACAACAAUAACAACAUCAGCAACAGUCACCAUGACAUCCACGCCUUCUCCAACCUCCCGGAGUUCAUGGAGUCAGUCAUCGACUCACUUUUCCACCAAUCAGACAGCCACAGCUUACCAAUGAGCUCCCAGAAACCCCUGGUGGCCACAGCUCCACCUCGACCGCAGAAAGAGAACGGCAUGUUCAGGACUCCUACUAUCCGUCGUUCCCUCCUGGAGUUGUCUCCUUGUUCUCUGACCCCGUUCAGGUCUUCCAUGGUAGAGUGUAUAAAACAGGAACCUAUGGAGUGUGUUGUCUCAGUCGGGGGCCAACAGCCAACCGGGGUCUCCCCAGACCAACAGCCAUCCUUAAAGAAGAUCAAACAAGAGGUGGAGCCUCCCUAUCUACAGUGGGAAGGACCAGACAUCCACACCCAGCUCUUCUCCCCCUCCGGCCCCGCACAGGAAGUACCUGAUCUGCUGACUACUUCUGCACUGAAUGAAGACGGACACAAACCCUACCACCUCCCCCGUCGGUCUCUGGGCAGCCCACUACAGCAGCUCAACACUUGGGACCAAGUGGCUUGUGGGAAGGUGGAGGACCAAGUGGCUUGUGGGAAGGUGGAGGACAAGGUCUUGGCUUUAGAGCAUAAAUACAUCACUUCUUACUCUGCUAGGACCUUGGUCAUGUAAUAUACACACAUACACACACACACACACACACACACACACACACACAGACAGACAGACAGACAGACAGACAGACAGACAGACAGACAGACAGACAGACAGACAGACAGAGACAGACAGACAGACAGACAGACAGACAGACAGACAGACAGACAGACAGACAGACAGACAGACAGACAGACAGACAGACAGAGACACUCGUUGGAUUCAAAGACCAAAUACUUUAAUUUGUUUAUUUCUAUUUCUAUUAUUUUGUAUUCAUGUUUUGUCACCUCUGUUUUGAACUUCUGAUCUGACGCCUGACUGAGCGUUCUACUCAAUACAUCGUCAAUGGUGAAGAUUGAAUCAAAAGUGUAUUACAGUCGGCUUGGAAGCACAAGGACAUUCAAAAGGAGGCAUUACAUUAGUAGGAAAACCUUUUGUCAUCAUUUUGAUGUCGCCAGAUUGACUUUAGAUGCAGUAUAACUAGUUAGCUAGCUAGCUAAGAUUGAUGGUAGGCCACCGGAUUUUAUCUAGCUAACGUUAGAAUUUACAAACUUUGCUAACUAAGUAAAUUUGAUGACAUGAUAAUGCUGACAAAGUUGUUUUUUCAUACUAAAUAUUUGACUACUUUUAGCAAUGUCAUCGUAUUUCCAGGCACUAUAGUGUCAUUUAGACGAAACAGUAAUUAGCCUCCGCCCAGAAAGACUGGGCAUAUCACCACUGUAGGGCACCACUAUAGCGCCGCCGAUAGAGGGCGGCUUGAGAACGUUCAUAACGACGCGACCGAGUGACGGAGGUGCAACCUAUGAAUGGUUUUGUUAUUAAUGUGGAUCCUGUGGGUAGUUUGUGGUA
Messenger RNA from Oncorhynchus tshawytscha (Chinook salmon), 2643 nucleotides. RefSeq names its product v-myb avian myeloblastosis viral oncogene homolog (gene myb). Bases 16 to 1812 code for a protein of 598 amino acids. Gene Ontology annotation, molecular function: DNA-binding transcription factor activity, RNA polymerase II-specific; RNA polymerase II cis-regulatory region sequence-specific DNA binding. Gene Ontology annotation, cellular component: nucleus. The transcript is spliced from 14 exons. NCBI's taxonomy places the organism in Eukaryota, Metazoa, Chordata, Actinopteri, Salmoniformes, Salmonidae. The record is from RefSeq and is a predicted model, not a curated record. Gene Ontology annotation, biological process: regulation of DNA-templated transcription.